This is a messenger RNA of Xyrauchen texanus (razorback sucker), 12646 nucleotides long. Its product is annotated as cGMP-inhibited 3',5'-cyclic phosphodiesterase 3A-like. The coding region runs from base 472 to 3942 and encodes 1156 amino acids. Gene Ontology annotation, biological process: positive regulation of oocyte development; oocyte maturation. NCBI's taxonomy places the organism in Eukaryota, Metazoa, Chordata, Actinopteri, Cypriniformes, Catostomidae. Gene Ontology annotation, molecular function: 3',5'-cyclic-AMP phosphodiesterase activity. The record is from RefSeq and is a predicted model, not a curated record. The transcript has 16 exons. Gene Ontology annotation, cellular component: cytosol.
UAAAACUCGUGGAAAUAUUCCACCAGUGAGUUUCCACGCGUGAAAAUGAUCCGAGUGCGAAUGGAGAUCGGGAAAUAAGGGCAAUCCAGAGGCUUAAGUGACGCGUGAGCGCGCAGAGACCCGGAGAGAAACACAGAAAGAAAAAGAAAGAAAGCUGCAGGGAGGGAGGAAAGAUCGCUUAUGAUAAUGAUGAUGAUAAUGAUGAUGGCCUAGAGACAACAGGAGUUAUUCCUCCUCCUGCUUGACUGGAUCAUGACUUGAAUUUUACGCAUAGAAAACAAAAGGCGUUUGCGCGCACUUUUGUUUUUGCGCAAGGAUGUUUUUGGAGAAAAUAAGACACUCACUACAGUCUAACAGCCAUUCUGCUGGUCUAAAGUCACACAUAUGAGAGGGAAUAGCGGUUUUGCGCAUUACUAAUGUGUGUGCGCGUGUGCGCGUAUGUGUGUGCGCGCGAGUGUUUUCCCGUGACUGAUGGCAGUGGAACCCGAGCGCAACGGUUACGUGCGCACAUGUGUCUCUCCCGUGGAGCAGGACCCAUGUCACUCGUGGCUGGCUCUGAUAUGGUGCGCGUGGAGAUCUAGGAGUCUCGUGUGCGUCGGCUCGUUCUCAGUGUUCCUAGCGCUGCUAGUUCAAUCCGCGGACUGGGAUGCGGAGCGCACGCACGCACACUCGGGAUCUCCCGAGCCGUAUGUGGUGACGCUCGUGUGGCAACUGCUGUCUCCCGCGCUCACCCUCGUGUGUGCCUUCUUCUGGGUGGGUGUGUAUCUGCUCCGCUGCGGGGUUCUCGUCCGCACGGCCGUGUUCCUGCUCACCGUGUGCCAUUUGGGCGAAGCGGCGGCGCAGUCGCUGUUGGAUGCACAGCAGCUCUACUCGUUCGCGGCCACCGCGCUGGUGCUGCUCGCCUGCCUGGCAAGCGGGGCGCUCAUGGUGGUGCGGCUGGGUCAAGGCGUCUCCGUGCUCGUCUUCAUCAGCAUCGUCAGGACCGUUUCGCUGCUCUCUCUGCAGAAGGUGCGCGCCAGCUGGAGACCCUACUUGGCGUACCUGCUCGGGGUGCUGGGGGUCCUACUGGCGAGGUAUGCGGACAGGCUGCUGCCGGACCAGGGCGCAGCACACCGGGAGGGAUCGAGCGCGGAGAUUCCGGUAUUUAAGAGGCGCAGGAGGUCCAGCUCUGUAGUUUCGUCAGACAUGGCACAGCACGGGCAGUCCGGAGGCAAAUCUCACCGGAGAACAUCGCUGCCCUGCCUGCAGAGAGAGCAGAUGCUCCCACAGCAAGAAUGGGACCACAAGAGAUGUGCCCGGGGAUCUCAGUCUUCAGGCACCAGUGUGAAUGUGGACAUUGCUGUUAUGGGUGAGGCCCAUGGUCUGAUCUCAGAUCUGCUAGCGGACCCCUCCCUCCCGCCCAAUACCUGCAGCACGCUGCGGGCCGUCAGUAACCUGCUGAGCACGCAGCUCACCUUCCAACCGCUGCACCACCGCUGCCCUCCACGCCUGAGUCCCCUGCUGGCCUUCAGCGAAGGACACACCUGUUCCGACUCAGAGGAGGUGCCGGAAAAGGGAGAAAGGCUGGCCACCCCCAAGCGCUUAAGGCGGAGUUUGCCUCCAGGGCUUUUGAGACGGAUUUCUUCCACGUGGACCACCACCACCUCAGCCACGGGCCUGCCGACACUUGAACCCGGGCCGGUCAGGCGAGACCGCAGUGCCAGCAUCAAAUCAACUCACGAUGGCCCUUCCAGCAGUUUGGUGAACAGUGACUCAUGGAACAACACUGUGAUGCUCACUAUCUCCAAGAGCAGGUCCAUGUCUGCUUCAUAUGCUGCCCCAGCUACCAACCACAUCUAUAGCAAAAGCCGAAGAGGUUACCCUUCCAACAUCUCACCUUUGGUGUCACCCUGCCACUCCCCCCCAGCCCAGGGCACGCCGGUGAACAGCCCCACCACCAAAACCCCUUCAGUGGAGCUGCCUGACCCAGAGCUACCGCAGGAGGACAGAACCCCACCACAGAGCCCCCACAAAGCCUUAACGCACAGUCAGAGUGCACCCAGCUCCAGUACGACACAGUGGGCACCACCUCCUCUCUGUAGCAGCUGUGGACGACCGUAUAGUAAACUGAGACAUGGUGAUGGAUCUAUAGACAUGGGGGACAGAACCCAGCAGUCAGAAGAGCCAGUGACAGUGUCAUCAGACUAUGACAGCACCUAUGAGACCAACCACAGUGACAGCAGCGACUUUGCACAGAACGAGGAGGACGAGAAGGGUCACAAAAAACCCUUCGACCCCGCAGGCCCCUGUGGGACAUACCGGCCCAAGGCACUAACAUUGACCACACUCAUACCACAAGAGGAGAAGCAUAUUCUGGCCCCGGAGCAGCUGGUAAUGGAGGGACUCGAGCCCCUCAUGAGUCAAAUCAACAACUGGAACUUCCCCAUCUUCAGUCUGGUGGAGAAAACCAAUGGCAGAUGUGGCUGCAUUCUCAGUCAGAUGUCCUACCGGCUGUUCGUUGACACAGGACUUUUUGAGACAUUCAAGAUUCCAGUGAGGGAGUUCAUGAAUUAUUUCCACGCUCUGGAGAAUGGAUACAGAGACAUCCCAUAUCACAAUAGAAUUCAUGCAACUGAUGUCCUCCAUGCGGUUUGGUACCUCACCACCCAACCUGUGCCUGGUUUACCUACACUAGCCCAUGUCCAGGGAUCACUCAGUGACUCAGAAUCUUUAGACUCUGACAGCGGGCAAGCUUAUGGGCGCACAAAGCACCUGAUUUCGAGGACGUAUCCUGUAGAAGAGGAGGGUUACGGCUAUCUGUCCAGUCUCAUUCCUGCCCUGGAGCUGAUGGCUCUUUACGUAGCGGCUGCAAUGCACGAUUACGAUCACCCUGGCAGAACCAACGCUUUCCUGGUGGCCACCAGCGCUCCACAGGCCGUGCUUUAUAAUGACCGCUCAGUGCUGGAGAACCAUCACGCAGCGUCCGCCUGGAACCUCUUUAUGUCACAACCUGAGUACAACUUCCUGGGCACUCUAGACCAUAUGGACUUCAAACGCUUUCGCUUCCUGGUCAUCGAGGCCAUUCUCGCCACUGACCUUAAGAAACACUUUGACUUCCUGGCUGAAUUCAAUGCCAAGGUGGGGGAUGAUGGUUGCUCGGGCAUUGAUUGGACAAACGAAAACGACCGACUCCUGGUGUGUCAGAUGUGUAUUAAAUUAGCGGACAUCAAUGGACCCUUGAAAAGCAAAGAACUUCAUUUGCAGUGGACAGAAGGCAUUGUCAAUGAGUUCUACGAGCAGGGUGAUGAAGAGUCGAGUCUUGGCCUUCCAAUUAGUCCCUUCAUGGACCGUUCAGCACCGCAGUUGGCCAAACUACAGGAGUCCUUCAUCACGCACAUCGUAGGGCCUCUCUGCAGCUCAUAUGACUCUGCCGCCCUCAUGCCCGGGCGCUGGGUCGACCCUCUGCCCAAAGAUGGUGAGGAUUGUGAGGAGGAGAUAGACGAAGAGGAUGAGGAAGACUCGCCUGAGGAAGACACCUCCAGCAGCUCAGAACUGUCUCAGAAACCAGCUCCCAGGAAACGCCGGAAAGUUUUCUGCCAGAUCACACAGCACCUUCUGGAGAACCAUGAGAUGUGGAAGAAGGUCAUUGCAGAAGAGGCUCAAAACAAAACAGAAGGGGAGGACUCCACAAUCCUCAGUAACACCCCUGAGCCAAUCCUGGCCAUCGAUGAAGAAGAAGAGGAUCCAGGAAGCAAGGAUGAACAAAUAGAAGACCAGGAAGAGGAGACAGAGGAGGAGGAGGUGGAGAGUCCUCUACCUGAACAGACAGAGGAAACAGAUGGAGAGAUUGUAGAGGAAGUAGAGGAGACUGUGAACCGAGACACAGCAACUGUAGAAGAUGUGGAGCAAAUGGGAAAAAUAGAGGAAACGGAAGAUGGACAGAGAGACGAGGAUCCAGAAUGAAUGGCUUGCCAUUUUUAGACAAAAUUAUGUCUGAAAGCUUUUUAUUGGCAAGCAAGACUCCUAAGAAAUGGUUGCCAGCACAUCACUUAGACACAACACUGUAGAUGCUUGGGGAACUUGUGCCUAAUGGAAACAGUGUGGGGUGGGUCACUUUGGAGGGUUUUGAGGAACAAUGAGCAGGGAUGAAUUAUUGGCGCCAAUGGGAUUGUAGACACAUCCAACAAACUGGGGUUUGACCUAGUUGCUGAAACAUAGAGUUCUUGAUGGAGGGUCUCCUAUAUUUUCUAGACGCUACGUUGGUCAGUUUUGGUUUCUGAAUGCAAAUCCUUCUGGCGACACCCUCAGCUGCACCUUAAUGAAGACUGCCAACCCCCAAAGUACGACAGGGGUUCCAAUGACCCAGAAGGCUUGUCCGAGCUUAUAGCGUCAAAUUUGGGAACACAAAAUCCAAUCCAUCGUGACUCUCGCAAGGAGUCUCCUUAAGGGCAUUUUGCCUCAAUUGGUACUCCAUAAUAAGCAAUGGAUGAAAGCAAAUGUUCCAGAUACAGCAUGCAUUUGUGGUAAAGAGAUAUCACGUGUGUAACACAACGUCCCCAUGUCUUGUCUUGUUCUUUUCCUUUCAAGAGGCCCAUUGCACACCUCUGCAAGGUCACGGGCCACACAUUGUCACUAUUGCAAACAAUUGCACCAUUGUCCUGAAGGUGUCUAGCCAAAUACCCGUCAUUCUCGUCCCUGACCUGAACGUUUGUCUUUCCUCCAACGGCAUUCCAGCAAUCCAUGGACUGAGAUUUUAUGUUUCUCAGGAUUAGACUGUUUUGUGACAACUGUACUAGGGGCUUUUUUUUUGGUUUUUACGGACUCUCUUGAAACUUUAUAAUCUUUUGAAUCUUGAUUUGUGUCAAGGAAAAGGGAAUCUUUAAUUAUUUUCUAAUAUUUGAUUUCUCAUUGUUUUACAUGGUGAUUUGAUAUUUACAAUAUAUACAGUACAUACAUAUACAGUAUACAUCACCCAGCUCUGUUUUGAUGAGGUAUGCAAUAGUACAUCAUUUAAUCCCUCUUGACAUAUUCUCGGAUCAGCAGCCAGCAUUUUCCUGACAUAUGUCGUUGUACCAUCCACAACUCAACAGUGCAUCAAAACACAGCGCUUGCAUGGGCCCUCUGUCUUUCUGUUCCUACAUUUACAUUUAAGCUUCUUAGUAAACUGCUCCAGCAAGUUUUGAUAGUUAAGUAAACUGCCCUGGCAGUUUUCGAUGAUCAAAGGAGCAGAUUUGAGCUCGUGGCCGAGGGGGGCUGCUGCAUUAACUGCAGUUGCAUGUUCUGGCUCAGAACAAGGCCGUAGUUAUGAUUCCCGGCCUUGUUGCAGAGACACUGCAGUCUUAUAAGUAGGCGUGUGAGCGACUGCGAGUUCCUCAUACCCACAGCCCAAGGGACAAGGUGCAAAACAUCACCCCUCUCACUUGAAUGGACCCAAAAACCAUGCGGGUGCCAGCCGACACGGCUGUCCACGCUCACCUUUGAUGUACUGAAAGAGGCAGAUUGCUCAUGACGGCCGUUCAAGGCGAGAUGAAACAACCUCUGUGGGCUUAAUCACCUUGAGUAUGAUGUCUAAUCAGCCUGAGUCCGAAGCCUUCGGUCUUUGUAGCAUCACUUUGAAGGAGAGCCAAUUAACAUUGCCUUGGUAGGAGGCGACGGUCAUGUGAUUCAAACCCGUUUAGCAUUAAUCUUCAGAAACGUUACCCUGCGAUCGCAAUGCGGCCUAAGGCUUAAUAAUAUCAGGCGACUUGGUGCAAUGUAGUUCAGCAAAUUAUUUAAGCAAUAUUAACCCUAUUUGUAGAUUGGUAGCAUUUCAAGUUGCACUUUCUUUGUUUUGAUGCUGUGUAUUCUUUCACAGCUCAAGUGUGUGUGCCAAAUAUGACUUCAAAAUCAUUCUUAAUCUUUCCCCAAAGUAUGGCCAGUGGCUGAAUAAGCAUGUAAAGGCCAAUUGUGUUUGUGAGCGUGAAUGCAGUAUGAAUGCUAUUUUUGUACAAUGCUUUAUUUAGAGCAUAUAUUUUAUUUCUGCAUUUGAUCAUUAGAGAUAUUUUAACCUGUUAAUGCAUGAAUUAAUAAAUAACAAAUAUGUUUUGUUUCUAUUUAUGUGAAAGUAUGAAAAUAUAUAUAUAUAUAUAUAUAUAUAUAUAUAUAUACACACACACAUUGGCAUCCAAAAGUUUGGAAUAAUGUUCAUAUUUUGCUCUUAAGGAAUGAAAUUGCUACUUUUAUUUACUGGCAUUCAACUGAUCACAAUGUAUAGUCAGGAAAAUAAUAAUGUGAAAAAAUACUAUAAUACUAUAAAUGUUCAGAACUUCUUAAACUACUUCAAGUUCUCAUAAAUAAAAAAGUUGUGCAGCAAUGACAGCUUUGCAGAUCGUUGGCAUUCUAGCUGUCAUUUAUUCCAGAUACUCAGGUGACAUUUUACCCUACUCUUCCUGUAGCACUUGCCAUAGAUGUGGCUGUCUUGUCGGGCACUUUUCACACACCUUACAGUCUAGCUGAUCCCACAAAAGCUCAAUGGGGUUCAGAUCCAUAACACUCUUUUCCAAUUAUCUGUUGUCCAAUGUCUGUGUUUCUUUGCCCACUCAAACAUUUUCUUUUUGUUUUUCUGUUUCAAAAGUGGCUUUUUCUUUGCAAUUCUUCCCAUAAGGCCUGCACCCCUGAGUCUUCUCUUUACUGUUGUACAUGAAACUGGUGUUGAGCGGGUAGAAUUCAAUGAAGCUGUCAGCGGAGGACAUGUGAGGUGUUUAUUUCUCAAACUAGAGACUCUGAUGUACUUAUCCUCUUGUUUAGUUGUACUUCUGGCCUUCCACAUCUCUUUCUGUCCUUGUUAGAGACUUUAUCUUUGAUGACUAUUGUUACACCUUUGUAUGAACUCUUUAUUGUAUAGCCUUCAUUCCUCAAAACAAUGCUUGACUGACAAGUUUCUAGAGAAACUUUCUUUUUGCCAUUUUUGAUGUAAUAUUGACCUUAAUUAAAACAAAGACAAUGUUAAGCUUCAUUUAACGAACCAAACAGCUUUCAACUGUGUUUGAUAUAAUGGCAAGUGAUUUGAAUGACUUUUUUCAAACAGUGAUGGUGCUGUUUUUACAUCAGUAAUGUUCUGACUAUACUUUGUGAUCAGUUGAAUGCAACUUUGGUGAAUUAAGUACCAAUUUCCUUCCGAAACAGCAAAAUAUGUACAUUAUUCCAAACUUUUGUCCACCUGUGUGUGUGUGUAAAUAUACACAAAGGUUAGUUCGGGUCCACAAAUCUGAUUGGACGAGAAACGUUCCAUGAGAACUGAUGGACUCACACCAUCAGCACUCCAAUGCAUCACUGUGUUUAUCACUCCGCUUGUGUUUGUGCCGUUCUAAACUAAAGUGUAAGAGCAAUGCGUAUGUGUUAAGAGCUAUAUGUGUCUCUUUAUAUUUAAUUAUGUGACAUUACAUAUAUUGAUCAGCAGGUGGCGGUAAAACACAAUUUUUGUGUGUAAAAUGAUACAGGUGACAUGAAGUCAGCGUCAGUCAGUGUUUUCAUUCAUCAGCACUCCUUGAUCGCUCAUAUUACUACUACACUACAUAAGCUUGGAAAUAGCUUAAAACGGUUUUAAACUAACAACAUCAGCAUUAAGGCUCCUCACAGCUGAGAGACACAACAGACUAUAAUACAAACUCAAGGUGCUUACCUUUUACUGGACUUUCCACAUUGGAGAGGACAAAUGGUGGAGGACAUUGCAGUUUCUAUAGUGAAAGACUCCUGCGCACAUACUACCGUGAAAUAGGGAGGAAUACCCCCGCUUUUAUGGCUAUUUUUCCACUGAGAAAAUAGGAUGAAUUUGAUGAAAAUUACAUUAUUUUCAGAUAACACACUACAGCAUCUCUGCUUCGGAGAGACAGGUGAUUGCACAUGCUCCAUCUCUCUCUUGCUCUCUCUCAUACACACACGUACACAAAUACACACACAUCCUUGUUUCUCCAAUAACUUGUUAGAAACAGCACAAGCUGUUAUACUAUUUCUAAAGAGACAUUUUUUAAUUACUAACGGAGGUUUGGACGCAUCAUUUGGUUUUAACCAUCAACAGCAGAUUCUGAUCAUUCACAUAAGAAAGUAGUUCCAUGCACAAAUGCAUUUUUAUGACCGUACUCAAUUUUUCCUAAUUCUUUUUUAUUUUCUUGUUCAUUGAACUGUUGUAUAUAAGCAAUAUCACACUCGCAAUCGUGCUAUAUGGCCCUAAAUCAGCACCGAAUCACAGUAGUGCUGAUGUAGGGCCAUAUCGCACUCUUGCUCGUGUGAUAUUGCUUAAAUAACAUUGUUCCAUCUAAAACACAACCGAGCUUCUAAAGUCAGCACUUGCAUAUACCUCUUUUUCUUUGUCUCUUCCUACAUUUACAUUUAGGUUUGGGGUACAACGGGGCUAAAGGCCCCCUGGGGUAAAAGGCACAUGUAACUAAUGAAAAUCCCUGAAAUGAUCACAUUUAUUUGAAGACAAAAUACUUAUUUGUUAUUUUCUGUUUUGUUCAUAUUGAUCCAAUAUGUGAAAGGAUAAUAUUUGGGGUAACCCCCAAUUGAUUUAUGAAAAAUUGGGUUCAGCAUGGUCUCACAUUAAAUGAUCCAAUCAUGAGCGAGAUUGAUUUGUUCAUAAAAUACAUGUUAUGAAAUGUAAAAUUUGAUUUAAAUUACAGGAAAUGGUGCAGUCUUUUUUUAAGUGGUUAUUUUGAGCAAGCAUUAUCUUAAUUUGUUACUCAGAAAAGUAUCUUGCUGUUUCAAAAUUAUUUGCAUUAGUUGACACAUUUAGCACUAAAACUAUUGCCCGGGUAUCUACACUAGAUCAACACCUUUGUUCCCCUCUACACUUUUUUUUAGAAAAGUUAAUUUUAAUCAAAACAAUCCUCUUUUCACACUAAUUAUGUUGCUCCAUAAAUAUUCAAUAAAAAUACAUUUUUUUGAUCAAUAUACAUUUUUUGUCCAGAAAAAGGUGUGCCUUUAGCCCCAAUAUACCCCACUGUGUAUAUAUAUAUUAUAUUCUAUAUAAUAUAUAAAUAUUUUAUUUGUGUAAGAAUAUGAAUAGUGCUCUGAUUUCUUCUAUUUGUUUAUUUUUUUAUACUAAAUAAUUUUAGAUCUUUUAGAAACGAGAUAUAACAUAAAACAAAGGCAACAUGAGUAAACCCAAAAUACAGUUGUCAUAUAUAUAUAUAUAUAUUCUUUUAUUGAAGCAAAUAAAAGUUAUCCAACACCUGUAUCACCCAUGUGAAAAACUAAAUGCAUCUGAUAACUGGAGAUCAGUCUUUCACAACACUGGUGAAAUUUUGGCUCACUCUUCUUUGCAGGACUGAUUUAGUUCAGACACAUUGAACGGUUUCGACUUGGCCACUCCAAAGCUUAAAUUUAGCUUCUUUUGAGCCAUUCAGAGGUGGACUUGCUCCUAUGGAUCAUUGUCUUUCUGCAUAAUCCAGUUGCGCUUGAGCUUCAACUCACGGACUGAUGACGGGACGUUCUCCUUUAGGAUGUUCUGGUAGAGAGCAGAAUUCAUGUUUCCCUCAAUUAUUGCAAGUCACCCUGAAGCAGCAAAGUGUCCCCACACCAUCACACUACCACCAUCAUGCUUGACUGUAGGUCAUUCUGUGUUUGAUUUAGGCCAGAUGUAAUGAGACCCCGUCUUCCAAUCAGUUCCACUUUCAACUCUUCAGUCCACAGAACUUUCUCCCAAAAGGUUUGAGGAUCAUCAAGGUGUGUUUUGGCAAAUUUCAGACGAGCUUUAAUGUUCUUUUGGGCUGGCAAUGGUUUUCACCUCGUCACUCUUCCAUGGAUGGCAUUUUUGCCCAGUGUCUUUCUGAUAGUGGAGUCAUGAACGGUGACCUGUAUUGAUGCGAGAGAGGCCUGCAGUUCCUUGGAUGUUGUCCUUGGCUUUUUUUGUGACUUCCUGGAUGAGUCAUUGCUGUGCUCUUGGAGGAAUUUUGGAAGGUUGGCCACUUCUGGGAAGGUUCACUGCUGUGCCAAGUUUUCUCCAUUUGGAGAUAAUGUCUCUCACUCCAGAGCCCCAGAGCCUUUGAAAUAGCUUUGUAACCCUUCCCAGACUGAUGCACUUCAAUCACCUUUUCCUCAUGAUUUCUGUAAUUCAUUUCGACCUCGGCAUAGUGUGCUACUGGAGGAGAUAUUUUAGCCAACUUCAUGCUGCUGAAAAAGUUCUAUUUAGGUGUUGAUUUGAUUGAACAGGGCUGGCAGUAAUCAGGUCAGGGUGUGUCUAGUGCAGCUGAACCCCAUAAUGAAUGCAGUUUCAUAGAUCUAGGAAUUUAUCAAGGGGCAAAUACUUUUUCACACAGGCCCAGUUGGUAUUGGAUAACUUUUUUGCUUCUAUAAAUAACAUUAUCAUUUAAAAACUGCAUUUUGUGUUUACUCAGACUGCCUUUGUCUUAUGUUAGAUUUUGUUAGAUUUUUUUUUACAAUUUAGUAUGAGAUAUACACAAAAACAGAAGAUAUCAGGAUGGGGCAAAUACUUUUUUACGGCAUUGUAUACACAAACACACACACAUAUAAAUAUAUUGUAUUUUUAUCAGUAUAUAACAAUGACAUAAAGAGGACAGUCAUAAAUAAUAACACAAUGCAAUCAACGUCAUUCAACAAAGGGCUAAAUAAAUGAUGCACUUUGUCUACGUUCAGAUUUCCAAAAUAAUAUAAGCCAAUUAGUGUUGUCAAUUGCAUUGCGUUUGCCGUUUUAUGUUGUACUGUUGUUGCUUGGCAAAAGUUGUUAGAUCAGAAUUAAGUAUCUAUUGGCUCCGCCCCCUUUCAUCUUACUGCUCUGAAUUUUGUGAUUAUCAUAUGGGCAAUGGAGACACGUGUGGAUGAGGUCUGGGAAUUACCUUUCUUUGAGUCUUUGACCAUCAAAGUCAUUGACAUGAUAUGUCCUGAAGAUUAUUACUGUAGUGCUUUUGAUUUGUACAUCAUAACCUAGACUCAUCAAAGACAUUCAGACUCACCUUUUUCUCUUUUCCAGAGGUCCAAUAUUUCACAUUUACUUCCUUUCAGACUUUGUAUUAAAGUAUUUAUAAAAAUUGUAGAAUUCUACCCGCUUUACACGCUGGUUGCGACUGGCCAUUUCAGCUGAUGGUCACUCUAACAUUAUUGGUGGUCUGCGCAACUGCCCGCAGCUUUUGAAAAUCUGAUCAGAAAUAUGAUAUAUUGCCAGUCAAAAUAAGACGUCAAUCAAAUUAGAUAACAAAUCAGUUUUCUUGCUUGUAAAAAAUGAAUUGGCUGUCAGUCAUGUCACCGGACAUCCAAAGCUCUCAUUGUAAAUGAAUAAGUUCCAGUCACGCUGUGAGUGUGAACGCAACUUUAAACAGCCUUUCAAAUGAAGAAUCACUGGCUAGAGCACAGUUUAUGUUUUAAUUCUGGUUUAACGUGAUUAUAUUGGGGGGUUGGGUGGUUUAUGAGCAAAUUCUUUUAGGUUACAAACUGGUAAUUACAAGGGUAUUAUGCUAUAAAUGUGGUUUAUGAGGACAUUUGUAGUAUUCCAUAAUACAAAUCGCUUAUAAAACAUACUUAAAGUUUUUUGGAAAAUGAAAAAAUGCAGAAAAUUAUUUGUGAGGGUUAGGGGAUAUAAUCAAUAGUUCGUACAAUAUAAAAAGCAUUAUGUCUAUGGAGAGUCCUCAUAAUGAUAGCUGCACCAACAUGUGUGUGUGUGCGUGCAUGCGUGUGUGUGUUGGCAUGGCAGCAUGCUUUUCUGUCUUCCACUGUGCCCGUCAUCCAUUGGCCUUCGGCUCUGUUUGCGUUUGGUGGCUCUACGUAACGUCAAACUCUUCAUUCUGAAGGAGUGACAGAAGCCUUGCAGAACUGAUUUGGACAUGUUCAAGACUGAAACAUUUUCGCAGGGAAAUUAUUAUGUCUUAAAAACGUCUGUUUCUCACACAUCAGAUGCCCAUAGGGGUCAAAUAAAUGACAGUCUGUACAGUGCAUCUGAAAUAUCUUUGCAGGUAUUCUAGAAACACACCAUGACUUUUUAUCCCCCAAGAACUUUUUUGAUUUACAAAAGCCAGUUUGACUAGCACGUCAACUUUAUGGGGAUGUGGGCAUGAAAAACGUACGGUUCCACUUCCACCUCAUCUAAGAAGCUGAUCUUAUUUUUCUAUAUGUUUGCUUUGUAUUUCAUGUGCAUAACUAGUUGUUUCAUCUUCAACCGAACACGUUCACACGUUUUAUUCACCCUAAGAACCAAACAAGCUUUACACCUCUCUGAUAAAGAGAAAUGAGACUUGUAUGUUUGUUUAUAUAGUCGGCACUUCACUGACAAAAUUAUUAUUUUUCUUCUCACAUAUACUGUAUCUUGCACUUAACACAUGUAGCAAUACCUAAAGGAAGGGGAACUGUGUAAAUCACCAGUAUUCGUAAGUGAAAUAUUCAUUUUAUUGCUGAUUGUUGUUCCAUUUUGUACAAAAACUAUAGUGUGUACAGGUUAAAAGCUGAACGAAACAAAAACAAAGCCAAAAAAGGGACGAAAAAUAUGAUAAUGACAACUGAAGUCUUUUAGAUAAACAAACAUUAUUUAUUUUUACUGUUUUGUAAUUUAGACACUAUACUGUAGCUCCUCUAUUGCCAGACUUACUGGAAGUGCCUCUUGGUAUAAUGUAACAUACAGAAAAUAUAUAUUGAGAUUAUUAGAACCUGUCACAAGCUGAACAUUGUGGAUGUUGUAAUGUGA